Dryobates pubescens (Downy woodpecker) is the source of this 3205-nucleotide messenger RNA. RefSeq names its product leucine rich repeat and coiled-coil centrosomal protein 1 (gene LRRCC1). The transcript is spliced from 19 exons. The coding region runs from base 9 to 3089 and encodes 1026 amino acids. Gene Ontology annotation, cellular component: centrosome; cytoplasm. The record is from RefSeq and is a predicted model, not a curated record. NCBI's taxonomy places the organism in Eukaryota, Metazoa, Chordata, Aves, Piciformes, Picidae. Gene Ontology annotation, molecular function: protein binding.
CCCACGGUAUGGCGGGGGGCCGCUCCAUCCCCGGCGAGCUCAGCCUCAUGGAUAAGGGCGUCAAGAGCUUGCUGGAGGUCUCCCUGAGCUCGGACUUGCAGACUCUCAACCUGCACAGUAAUUGCAUCGCCAGAAUCGAAGGGCUUAGCCACCUGCGUUAUUUGCAGCAUUUAGAUCUGUCAUCAAACCAAAUCCACCGGAUAGAGGGGCUCAGUUCCCUGGCUAAUCUGCGAAUACUAAGCUUAUCCUGUAACCUGAUAACAAAAGUGGAGGGGCUGGAAAAACUCUUUAAUUUAACUGUAGUGAAUUUGUCAUAUAAUCGCAUACGUGAUCUCUCUGGAUUUCAGUGCCUUCAUGGAACCAGUUACAGGAUUAGCUGUAUUGACCUGCACAGCAACUGCGUGAACAAUAUUAAUCACUUACUAGAGUGCACAAAGGGGCUGCUCUGUUUGACAAGUCUGACACUGGAAAAAAAUGGAAAAGGCAACCCAGUGUGCCACACAGCAGGUUAUAGAGAAACUGUUCUUCAGACAUUGCCCCAGCUAACAGCUCUAGAUGGGAGAAAUAUUUCCGGUGAACCAGUGGAUCCAGCAGAAGAAAACUACUCAGAUCUGCAAUGUUUAGAAGACAUUAUGGACUGUUUGGUUUCAUCUGGGCGUCCCUCAUCCAAAGAUCAGGUAUCAAGAGUUUUGGCGACACCCCACAUUGACCAGGCACUGGCUCAUUUUCGUCAGCGUAGAAGAACAGCAGUUGAAAGUGGCAGCUCCUCUACAGAGCUUGUCUCUUCUUCAGAGCCAGAGAAGGCUGAGCUUGACAAAAUAUACAGUGAAAUGAGGAUUAAGAAAAUAGAAGAUCAAAUUUCACAGAUACUGCAAAAGGUAUCUGAUGCCUCAAGAAGUGAAGCCCCUCCAAAUGCUCUGAAAGCUAAGAGAGACAUAGAUCCAACUUCUGAGAGUGAAAAUGAGAGUGGGAAAGAGAACAGAAAGAUCACAAAGGGAAGCAAGAUCCCUACAUACCGCAGAACUGCCUUAGCUGCCAAGUGUCCUGCAAAUCGUCUUAAGAACAAAAUAGCUGACAGGGAAGAGAAGUGUUCCUCAAAGAGUCCACGCUCCAGUCAGAGAGACUGUCACCUCAGUUCAUCAUCGGACGCACGAGACUUGGAAGUAGUGGGAAGAAAAGCUGAAAUGCUAACUGGAAGACAGAGCAAUGUAGAAAAAGUAGAAGGAAUUAAUUCACAUGCUCCAGAGGAAUCAACAUACCGAGCAUUGGUUCAAGAACUGGAUCAAGAGAAAGAAAGGAGAUGGAAAGCAGAGCAAGCAGAGAAGAAAUUAAUAGAGCAUGUCAGAGAGCUACAGAAACAGGCAAAAGAAGAAAAGAAUAUCCAGAGCAUGGCUGUAUACACUACAGACAGGUUAAAGCAAUUGAUACUGAAAGAGAGAGAUGCUAAAGCAGGGCUGCAAGCAGAUGUUGAGAAGUUGAAAGGUGAAACAGAAAGACUUACUAAUGAGUUAAAUGAGGCAAGAAAUAAAGAAGCAGCAUAUAAGAAGGUCAUACAAGCUUUAGAAGAAACACUGUCCAAGACUGAGACACAGAGAUUACAUCACCGAACAAUUGAGAUGAAACAGGUGCAAGAAGCAGAGCUGAAAGCAUCAGCAAAUGAAAGAGAAGUACAGUUACUGCGAAUAUCCUUUCGACAGCAGAAGGAGAAGGUAAAACAACUACAUGAACUUCUUAUACUAAGAGAGCAAGAGCAAAGGAAAGAACUUGAAGCCCGAGUUGCUUUAAAUGGACCUGAAUUUCGAGAUGCUUUGUCAAAAGAAGUGGCUAAAGAGCAGCAGAGACAUGAGCAGCGUGUUAAAGAACUUCAGGAGACAAUUAAUACGUUAAACCAGAAGUACAAAGAGUUAGAAGAUGAAUUUCGUUUAGCGUUAACUAUUGAAGGAAAAAGGUUUAAAGAGGUAAAAGAGGGUUUUGAGAAUGCUGCUGCUGAUGUAGCUGAACAUAAACAAGCUCUCUCGGAGUUGGAACGAAAGGAAAAAGAGAUGGCAAGUCUGAUCCAAGACCUGACAAGUCUAGUGAAAGAACAGAAAGCAAAGAUUGCAGAAUUAACAAAAUCAAAUGAAGAAGCUACAGCAAACCUAAAGUGUCGAACUGGAGAACUUGAAACUGUGAUUGAGGAGGACAAACAGAAAGCUGUUCAAGUUGAACUUCUGAAAAAGGAAAAUGGAAAACUUAUUUCUCAGCUGACUGCCCAGGAAUCAGUGAUUGAUGGGUUAAAAAUGGAAAGAAAAAUAUGGGGGCAGGAGCUGGCAGAACAGGGCGCUCACCUUGCUCAAGAUCGGGGAAAACUAGAGGCAAAAAUUGAAGUUCUAACGAAUGAGAUUGAGGUGCUAAAAAAGCAGAAGGAACAGGACAGUGAUACUAUAAAAAUUAAAAAUAAAAUAAUGGAUGACCAGACAGAAACCAUUAGAAGACUAAAAGAAGGCUUGCAAGAGAAAGAUAAACAAAUCAGAAAACAGCGGGAAGAAAAUCUGGAAGCUCGGAAGUGUCUUCAAGUACAGUUGGAUGAAAAGGCUGCUGAAUUGGAAGAGCUGCUAGGAAAAAUAGAAAGGCAAAAUGAAAGAAAAGAGGAAUUAAAGCAGCUGCUGGAAGAAAAAGAAGUAGAACUUGACGAUGUUAAGAAUGCACACAGCGCGCUGAAAAAGAGGUGGCAAGGUAAAGGAGAGCUACUGAGCCAGCUGGAAGUGCAGGUUAAACAAAUGAAGGAGAGCUUUGACAUCAAAGAGAAGAAGCUGAUUGAAGAGAGAAAUAAAAGUCUUCAAACUCAGAGGAUUGCUGUGGAAAAGCUUCAUAAAAUGGACAAUGCUUUUAAAAAACAACUUGAGUCAAUACUGGCAGCUCACCAGGAAGAACUACUGCGGAUGACAAGUGAAAAGGAAAAGGAAAUUGAAGCAGCAAAUGAAAAGGUUUACUGCGUUGAAGAAGAAAUGCGGCAGCUUCUGCAGGAAACAGCGAACAGCAAAAAGGCCAUGGAAAACAAAAUCAGGCGACUUACAGAUGCACUGAAUGAUAUUCAACAAGAUCUCUGAAGAUGAUGAACAUACACACUAAAAAUGUGUCAUAACACCAUCUUAAAUUUGCACAUUGCCAUGCACUUUUCCCUGUUUUCUAAAGAGUUAAGUUCUUUGUGAUGUAUUUUGAUGGU